GAGCCGAGGGGGUGCGGGAGGAGCCAGAUCCGAGCGCAGGCGCCGCACCGGGAACUACCGCUCGGCCGGGCCUGGUGGCCUCCCGUCCGCUGCCACCCUGGCGCUGCGCUGCAUGGAUGGCGUUUUCCUCUCGCCCAACGAGGAUGAGUUCGUGGGCAGGAUCGCGGAGGAGCUGGAGCAGUUCAUGCAGCAGGGGCAGCACCACAGGGUGCUCCUCUUCCCCCCUCUGUCCAGUCGCCUCAGGUACCUGAUCCACCGGACCGUGGACAAUGUGGAUUUGUUGAGCAGCUUUUCUGUGGGAGAAGGAUGGAGGAGGAGGACGGUCAUCUGUCACUCGGCCGUAAGGCUGCCCAGCGAGACCAACGACCAAAAACCCAGCAACAACCCACCGAGACCCCACCGCCCUCCGCAGCCGUGGGGCCGGGGGGGCCGAGGCGGCAGGCUGCGGCACGGCGGGGAGGUGCACGGUGACAACACCCGAGCCUGCGUGGGGUCUGGAAGGAUAAAAAGGCCACCCUGGAAGAAACCGGAUAAAGCCCUGUACGUCCCCAAGGCGAUGCGGAAGAAGGCGGAAUGGGGGGAGCAGGAGAGCCCGGUGGUGGCUGUCACCGAGUCAGGUGGGGACGUGGCACGAGAAGAAGAGAUCUGCCCUAAAGCUUCAGCCGGGGACGCCCAGGAGGAGCUGGGUCAGACUGAAGGCAGCCCCGGCGAUGUCCCCAUGGCCCUUGGCAAGCAACAGGAGCCUGGAGAAGAGUGCGUUUCAGGAAAAAGUAACGCUGGCGGAAACGAUGAAUGUCCUCCAUGCUGUAUGGAUGUCCCGUCAUCAGAGAACAGGAAUGAUUUCUCCGGGCAGGAAAGUCAGGAUAAAGACUGUUCAGGUUCCCUUUCUUCUCUGGACAAUAAAAACCCAACUGAAGCAGAAGAGCAAGACCAGAGCUGCAACACUGCCAUGCCAGAAGGCAGCAAAAUCCCCUGCCAGCUGCGAGCUGAAGACCAAACCAGCCGGGAUGCCGGCGUGGUGGAGUGCGGCACAAACUCCUCCCUAUCGGAAAGUUGCGUCAGUAACUGCUGUACGGACCCGGCUGCGGCAGAGUCGAGUGCGACGUCGCUGGUGCUGGAAAACCAAGAUAAGAGCUGCGCCGCUGCCAAGAGACCGGAGAGCGGCAGAUACCUGUCACCGUCUGAAGACCAGGGCGAGGACUCUGUGAAUGCCGGCACGGCAGAGGGAAGCGGGAGUUUCUCCCAACCGGAAAGCCAAGAUCAAGAGUGUCCCAGUGUUGCCCAUGUGGAGCGUAACCAGAACCCCCCAGAAGCCCAAAAUGAGCCUCUGCCCACACCCGCGCCGGUCCGUGGUGCCAACCCAUCAGCUCCUGAGGACCAGAGCGAGCGCUGGGUGGGUGCUCCCGGGCAGAGUCCCAGCGGGAAGGUGCCGGUGGCAGAUGAGGAGGAGAAGGAGCGUUCGGGCUUGGCCGAUGCCCUGUGGCGUGAGCUGCAUUUGUCUGCAGGCGAUAAAGAGGAGAGCGCGGCCGUCCGUGGGCAGAGCGGCCUCGAGGACGACUGUACGGCGGAGCUCUUGGCAGAGAUAGUGGGUUAUUUAACCGUGAAGGACAUAAGCAUUGAGAAGAUCAGCAUCGAUUAUUCCAGCUACGGAGAGGCACAGCUCGGCGAGGGGGAUUUUGGCCACGUAACCGAAAUCUAUGACUUCUCCCCGUCGCUGAAAACGGAGAACCUGUUAGAAGCGUUGGCGGAUUUCCAUGAGAGCGGCUUCAAAAUCCAGUGGGUGGACGAUACGCACGCCCUGGGAAUCUUCUCCAGCCCGUCUGCAGCAUCUCAAGCCCUGGGGCGACGUUACCCUUCUUUAAAGAUCCGACCGUUGAUCCACGCGACAAAGCAGUCUAAGAUCAAGGCCCUUCAGCGACCAAAGCUCCUUCACCUUGCAAAAGAAAGACCCCAGACGGACACCGCGGUGGCCAAGAGGCUGGUGACCCGGGCUUUGGGCUUGAAGCACAAGCAGCAGGACGGCUCGGGCACCGAAGCGCUGCUGCCGGAAAACUUGGACCAGGAGGAAUAAACCAUCUCAGCUUAAAAAAAAAAAAAAAAAAAAAAAAUGUAUAGAUGAGCAUGGCUGUGCUAUUAAACUGCAUGCAGAAGAGUGAGUUGCCACAGGGAUGUUCUCUUAGGGGUUAGCACCAUCUUUUCUUGCUAAAGUUGGGAAGGGGAAAAAGUUGAUGAUGGAUGAGAUCUUGAGCUCAAGAGCCGAGCGCUGCUGCUGGCUCUUCGUUACGCAGAGCAUCUCGUCCUACUCUGUUUCAAAGCGUCGGUUACUCACUGGGGCGCUUGCAGAACGUAAAGCUGCUUACAGAAAAGCCUGCUCUAUAAUUAAAAAAAAAACCAACCAAA
Chroicocephalus ridibundus (black-headed gull) is the source of this 2400-nucleotide messenger RNA. It is a transcript of the gene R3HCC1, whose product is annotated as R3H domain and coiled-coil containing 1. The record is from RefSeq and is a predicted model, not a curated record. Gene Ontology annotation, molecular function: nucleic acid binding. Bases 113 to 2071 code for a protein of 652 amino acids. NCBI's taxonomy places the organism in Eukaryota, Metazoa, Chordata, Aves, Charadriiformes, Laridae. The transcript has 8 exons.